AGUAAAUGUCUGCCUUGUUGCUUGUUGAAUCAUGGCUGCUUCGACAGUCAACAGUAAUAGCCGUCACAAAAGGCAAACAUGCAUCGAGAAGCUGCCUUUACAAGACAGAGAGAUUAUUAAACCCUCCAUAACAGAGCUCACCAAAGAAGUGCGGACCAACAUCCUCUGUACGGUGGAAGGCUGUGGGAAGAUUCUGCCUAACACUCCAGCACUCAACAUGCAUCUGUCCAAGUCCCACAGAAUCAAGGAGGGGCUGGUCAACCCUACAAUUAGAAAGGACAUUAAGGAAUCACAAAAGCUCUACUGUUGCCCAAUAGAAGGUUGUCCAAGAGGACCAAACAGACCCUUUUCUCAGUUUUCACUAGUUAAACAGCACUUUAUGAAGAUGCAUGCAGAAAAGAAGCACAAGUGUUUGAAGUGCAGUAAUGGCUACAGCACUGAGUGGGACCUGCAGAGACAUGUUGAGGAUUGUGGGAGGACAUACAGCUGUACAUGUGGUUGUCCUUAUGCCAGCAGAGCAGCACUGCUGUCUCAUAUCUACAGAACAGGCCAUGAGGUUCCCAAAGAGCACAGGUAUCCACCAGUGAAGAAGAGGAAAAUGGAAAUAUUGUCAAGCAGUACAACAAAUUUUAUGCCUGAUGAACUAAUAAAUGAAAUUCCAGACUGUAAGAAAAAGUUCAGCGAAGGAGCAGUCCCUACCAAAUUCGUCUCUGGAACCUCGGCCACAGCAAAACACAACACUAACCACCCCAAACACACCCAGAAGCUCCUUCUCCCAAAGCCCAAAGUGGCCCUUGUCAAUGUUCCUGUUAUGCAGUUCACCCACCUGCCUGUUCUCCUACCCUCUGCGGAAAGUAGUGCCUUGAGGUCAUUGGUCUUGUCUGUGGAUGCACAAGGGUCCGUAAGCACUGUGCAUAUUUUGUCACCGUCGGUCAGCACAGUGGUGCCUGAUCUGAACAAUAAGGCUUUCAAAGAGGCAUUUCCUGUACAUACAUCAGGCCAGGAAACAAUUAGCACAGGGGUACAGGUCAAUCUUGAGAGUCAAGCCUCUGUGGGAGAUCCAAUGUGUUUUGGAUCCAGAAUCAAAAGCACUUCAACAAACAUUCAAACUGACAUAUCAUACCUCAACAAAGGGAUGGAUGCUGGAACAUUGACUGUCUCCCCCUGCUGUGAGGCCUCAGUGUCCUCUUGCUCUCAGACAGACAUCAGCGUAAGCGCUCAGAUUCAGUUGCCUGUUAAUGUGCAAACCCAGACACUACCCUCACAAAUCAAAGCCACAUUUUCCAUUGGAGCACAGACAGAUGUUUUCAGUUUCUCUUCCUUUAAUGUGACCCGGGAAACACAAACAAGCUGUUCUGCAGCCCCAGUGGAUGAAAGCCAAAUGGACCAAGCAAUGUGCACAAAUCUAUUUGAUACUGAUACUCUCAGUGUCUCCACUCAGACUGCAGAGGCUGAUGCACAUUUCAGAACCAAUGGUUUAGAAGAUCCUCUGACCAGCACUGGAGCUGGGCUUUUUGAGGACAAGACUGCUGCAUCCAUGUGUUUUGGGGCCCAGACUGACAUUUUGCAUCAAAACACAGUAGCAGACAACCAGACUCAGACCAUGAUACUUUUCCGUGACCUUGAGAAUAUUCUUUCUGACAGCAUGACUGGGAUGGCUUCGAGCUGUUCUUCAGGUUCAGUUGGUACGCAUGAACCGCAUCACACUGGUAUUGACUUUGACUUUGAAGAGUUCCUUAAUGCGACACACAUUCAGAGUCAGACAGAAGAAAGUGGUUUAAACAGUCUGAACACAGAGACAACUUUGGAACUCCUAGACAUUGAGACACAGACUGACUUCCUGCUCUAUGACAACCUUGGUAAUGGGCACAACAGUGACGUUGGAACAAGGGUGCAACCAAGUGAUCUGGAGCUUGAGAUGUUUGACACUCAGACCCAGACAGACCUUAACUUCUUGCUAGACACGGGUGGGCACAUGCCCCUUGGCAGUAUUCUCAGACAGUCUAGUUUCAGCAUGAGCAUAGAUUCCUCAGACACAGAAACACAGACCGAUGUCAGGCCUGAUCCACUUUCCCUGCCUUGCUCCCAUGAUGGGCAGGUGAGGCUCAGCACUGCUGAAACCCAGACCAUCUCCAGUUCCUUUCAGAGCCUUGGCCACCUCUUCCACACUAGCAACGAGACCCAAACAGCAGUGGAUGACUUCCUUUCAGCAGACUUGGCCUGGAACAUGGAGUCUCACUUUAGCUCGGUGGAAACCCAAACAUGUGAGGAGCUCAAUCUCACUAUUUCAACACAAUGAGAAAUUCAAAAGCUAAAGGCUCCAUCAAAGAUAAUUUGGUUGAUUUAGGUCACAUAAUGAGGGAGUGAAUCCUAGUAUCUCCAUCAGCAAGGGUGGCAGAACUUCAAAACAGUUCCUCACAACCAUCUAGAGUGCAAUCUGUCAGCUAAUAAUUGUGUGUAAUCGCCAAAUUUUAUUUUAGACACAAGUCCACAAUAAGGUAUUGCAUAUCUGCCCAAGUCUAAGGAUGUAUAAGUAUACAUUUGCAGCACUUUAUCGCGCACUAUUAAUGAUCAACAUA
Molecule: messenger RNA, 2579 nt
Organism: Carassius carassius (crucian carp)
Lineage: Eukaryota; Metazoa; Chordata; Actinopteri; Cypriniformes; Cyprinidae
Product: ATM interactor-like
Exons: 4
Coding region: 32-2299 (755 amino acids)
Biological process (GO): regulation of transcription by RNA polymerase II
Cellular component (GO): nucleus
Molecular function (GO): DNA-binding transcription factor activity, RNA polymerase II-specific; transcription cis-regulatory region binding
Source: RefSeq, a predicted model, not a curated record